Trematosphaeria pertusa is the source of this 3495-nucleotide messenger RNA. Its product is annotated as P-loop containing nucleoside triphosphate hydrolase protein. Gene Ontology annotation, biological process: cytosolic ribosome assembly. Bases 217 to 3495 code for a protein of 1092 amino acids. The transcript is spliced from 5 exons. The record is from RefSeq and is a predicted model, not a curated record. Gene Ontology annotation, molecular function: GTPase activity; GTP binding; ribosome binding. NCBI's taxonomy places the organism in Eukaryota, Fungi, Ascomycota, Dothideomycetes, Pleosporales, Trematosphaeriaceae. Gene Ontology annotation, cellular component: cytosol; ribonucleoprotein complex.
ACCAACCAGCACACCCGCGCCUCGCACCUAUUCCGGCCCAGAGUCCUUUCAUUCUGCUAUUUUUGCCAGCCCCACUGCGAUACGACUGGAGCACCCGUGAGACAGGCUGAUAGCGUGCCACGGGCUUGCGCUGCGGCUCACUCGGACAGAUAUCCUGUACCUCGCCCGUCGCGGCUCUGGACCCUCUGAGAGCCACGUUGGACAAAGGCAGCAAAGAUGCCUGUCGUCGCCCCAGAGAAACUGGUCUCGCUACAGCAGGCGGCUGAAGGCAUCAGAAACAUAUGCAUUCUCGCCCACGUCGACCAUGGCAAGACCUCCCUCACCGACGCCCUCAUCGCCACGAACGGCAUCAUCUCACCGAAACUAGCCGGCAAGAUAAGAUACCUAGACUCGAGACCAGAUGAGCAGCUGCGAGGCAUCACUAUGGAGUCCUCUGCCAUCUCGCUAUACUUUUCCCUACUGCGGCGGUCCGCUCCCGAAGCGAAGCCGGAGCAGAAGGAGUUCUUGAUCAAUUUGAUUGAUUCACCUGGGCACAUUGACUUCAGCUAUGAAGUCUCGACCGCGUCACGCUUGUGCGACGGCGCAGUCGUGCUUGUAGAUGCCGUCGAAGGCGUGUGUAGUCAGACCGUCACCGUUCUUCGGCAGACGUGGAUCGAGAAGCUGAAGCCUUUACUCGUUAUUAACAAAAUGGACAGGCUAAUCACAGAGCUCAAGAUGAGCCCCGGAGAGGCGUAUACACAUUUGGGCAAGUUGCUUGAGCAGGUAAAUGCCGUCAUGGGCAGCUUUUACCAAGGAGAGCGCAUGGACGACGACCUCAGGUGGCGAGAAAAGAUGGAGGAGAAGCUAAAUGCUGCUGCCGCAGAGAAGGCAGGCUCCGCUCCGACAUCAGUCACCGAAAAUGGCGAUAGCAUUGAUACCACAAGCACUCCUGCCGAAUACGAGGAAAAGGACGACGAGGACAUCUACUUCGCUCCUGAGAAGAACAACGUAAUUUUCAGCAGCGCCAUCGAUGGAUGGGCCUUUACUGUAAAGCAAUUUGCAGGCCUCUAUGAGCGAAAGCUUGGCAUCAAACGCUCCGUUCUCGAGAAAGUACUGUGGGGCGAUUUCUAUCUUGAUCCCAAGACGAAACGAAUUCUCGGAUCUAAACAUCUUAAGGGCCGCCAUCUUAAGCCAAUGUUCGUCCAACUAGUUCUCGACAACAUAUGGGCAGUCUAUGAGGCCACUACAGGAGGUAACAAGGGGAAGGGAGAUCCCGCAAUGGUUGAAAAGAUCACCAAGUCCCUCAACGUAACUAUCCCAGCGCACAUCCUCCGGUCGCGCGACCCGCGGGCGCUCCUGACUACCCUCUUUGCAGCCUGGCUUCCUCUAUCUACGGCGCUGCUGGUCUCCGUUAUCGAGUACCUACCCUCUCCACCCAAAGCGCAAGCCGAACGGAUGCCCGAGAUAAUUGACAGCUCGCCGGGUGCCGAUUACGUUGCAGCCGAGGUACGGGAAGCGGUGACCGAGUUCAAGAUCUCGGAAAAUGCACCUGUAGUAGCCUACGUUAGCAAGAUGGUCGCUGUGCCUGAAAGCGAACUUCCGGAGAACAAGCGGCGAGGCGGAGCGCUCAGUGCAGAAGAGGCAAGAGAGCUCGCGCGCAAGAAACGAGCAGAGAUAGCUCGACAGCAGGCUCUUGCAAAUGGCGCGAAUCCAGAAAUGGGAGACCUCACUUCAGCAAUGAGCUCCACGGCACUUGGCGAGACAGAGACCCCAGAAGAGACGACAGAUACAGUGCAGGAAGCAGAACAUCUCAUCGGUUUUGCUCGCAUCUAUUCCGGCACGUUGAGCGUCGGCGACGAAGUCUAUGUUCUAGGACCGAAGUUCACACCGUCGAAGCCCCAUGCUGCUCCGGAACCGCGAAAGGUCAAAGUCACUGCGCUGUAUCUAAUGAUGGGGCGCGGGCUGGAGCCAUUAACUACCGUACCGGCAGGUGUAGUCUUUGGCAUAGGUGGACUUGCCGGUCACGUCCUCAAGUCAGGCACGCUUUGCUCACAGCUGUCCGGCUCCGUCAAUCUCGCAGGUAUCAGUAUGGGUACACAUCCGAUCGUUCGUGUUGCGCUGGAACCAGAGAACCCAUAUGAUCUAGACAAGAUGAUCAAUGGCCUGAAGAUGCUCGUGCAGAGUGACCCCUGUGCGGAGUAUGAAGUCCUAAGCAGCGGAGAGCAUGUCAUUCUCACGGCCGGCGAACUUCAUUUCGAGAGGUGCUUGAAGGAUCUCAGGGAACGCUUUGCAAAGUGCGAGAUACAGGCCGGUGAGCCAAUCGUACCGUAUCGCGAGUCCAUCGUUGCAGCAGCCGAAAUGAAUCCUCCCAGAGAUCCAGAUCUACCGCGAGGUACCGUCAUCGGAGUUACCACAAGCAAGCAGGUCAUUGUGCGCCUGCGAGUUCGACCAUUACCCCCAAGCGUAACUGAGUUCCUUGGCAAAAACUCUGGAGCCAUUAAGAGACUGUAUGCAGAGAGCGCUGAAGAGGGACGGCAACGAGUUGCAGACGAACUUGAGCAGGACGGCAUGGAAGAGGCAGAGCAGCUAGAGAUUGGGCAUGCAUUGAGCUUAGCCGAGUUCAAGGAGCAGCUACAGAAGGCUUUCGAAGAAGCCAAGGGACAGAAAGAAGUUUGGACCGACGUCAUCGAAAAGAUCACCGCUUUUGGGCCUCGCAGAAUAGGACCAAACAUCCUAGUCGACACAACAGAGGGCGGCAUAUGCGGGAGAGCGCUCCGCGAAACAUCUUCGCCCGACCCCGAGCCAGAAUCCACCGAAGACACUCCCGCAACCUCGCACACCCUAACCCCACAUUCAUUCGCCGACAAGAUAAGCUACGCCUUCCAGCUUGCCACAGCACAGGGGCCUCUCUGCGCGGAGCCCGUCCAGGGCGUCGCCGUCUUCCUCGAAGAAAUCUCUGUCGCCACUUCCCCACCCGAAGAAACAGGUGCAGACCGCAUGGGCCGCCUCACAGGCGAAGUCAUCAAGACGGUCCGCAGCGCCAUUCACCAGGGUUUCCUCGACUGGUCGCCCCGCAUGCUGCUCGCCAUGUACAACUGCGAGAUCAACGCCUCCACCGACGUCCUCGGGCGCGUCUACGCUGUCCUCACCCGCCGCCGCGGCCAAAUCUUGUCCGAAACGCUAUCCUCUACAUCCUCCGCGUCGACGACGGGAAAUCAGACUUUCACCAUCAACGCGCUCCUCCCGGUCGCUGAAUCUUUCGGCUUCAGCGACGAGAUCCGCAAGCGCAGUUCUGGGAGUGCGAGUCCGCAGCUGCGCUUUGCGGGCUUUGAGAUGCUGGAUGAGGACCCCUUCUGGGUGCCGUUUACGGAGGAUGAGCUGGAGGACUUGGGCGAGCUGGCGGAUAGAGAGAAUGUCGCGAAGAGGUAUAUGGAGAGCGUGAGGAGGAGGAAGGGGCUGCUUGUUAGGGAGGUGCUGGUGAGGGAUGCGGAGAAGCAGAAGACGCUGAAGCGGUAA